Messenger RNA from Hyaloperonospora brassicae, 5469 nucleotides. Lineage: Eukaryota; Oomycota; Peronosporomycetes; Peronosporales; Peronosporaceae. The record is from the annotation of a GenBank genome assembly.
AUGUCGAAUGCAGUGGCAGGACCGACGACUGUGGCCGACGACUGCUCGCCGUGCUGCGUGGCGAGCACGUCGUCUGCGUCUGCUCCGAGCGCGAUCUUGGCUGGAGGCGACCCCGACUUGUCGCUGGUUUGUUGCAACGAACAGCAGCCGCGCGACCUGUUUGGGACGGCACAUGGGGAAUGCAGUGGCCUGCCGUGCUGUGAGUACAGCGGACGCAAGGCACAGAACCGGCAAGCGUGGUACCCGUGCGUGGCUUUCCCCACGUGUCAGCACGACGCGACGAAACAGCCAUUUUGCACUGGCCAGGACCUCUGGUUCUACACAACGGGCUACGAGUGGACGUGCACCGAUGAAUGCUGCAAUGGACUUGUGCUGGACUCGAAUGUCUGGCGCGGCAUUGAAAACAAUUCGCCUGGACAAGUGAACGGUACGUUCGGCGUCAGUGUGGCGCCCACGGACUUUUUAGAUGUGUUUUACCCCGACGGAAUGGAUGGACAGAUCUACACGGUACAUCAAAUUAUGCUGGCCAGUCCCCCUGGCUUUACGUUUACAGAAGGAUGCUCGUGUCAAUUGGCACGACCACUCAACGCGUUGGCUCAGGCUGAGCGACAGAGCACGACGUGCGAGGUGUCGACUUUUUUGAACGAAAAUCGGACGUACUUGACGGUUGACAUAACGGAAGACUUUCGGACGAACGAGACGUUUGUGUUUACGUUCGAUGGCGUGGUGACGCCAACGGGAAUCAAUGAUAGCGGCAGGCUCUCGAGUAACGCGACGUACUCGACAAACUCGAACCUCACGCCGGUGUUUUUCAUUUUCAAUGACACGGAAAAUACGGUAUUCGACACGUACGUCCGAGUCACCGACUUGACGAGUGCAAAGCUCUCAAGCGGUUCGUUCUAUCCAGAAAAUAUCUAUCCAGGCAAUUCUGGCAAUGCCAGUCUCACUUUCUACACGGAAGCUAAUAUCCCACAGGAUAGCUCCAUCACGGUCCGAUUUGGAUCCAAGUGGGGAUUCAAUGCUGAUGCGACGUGGUUCUGGGACGCUCAUCGUCCAGUGUCUUCUAUCGACAAUGAUUUUCCUGCUUUGGUAGCCUUGAGUGCCGAGACAGCAGACAGCAAGGUUAAUAACUUCAAGUCCUCGUCGUACUCGUCUUUGGAUAACUCGUGGACACUGGUGGCCGAAGAACCUUUCCCGAUCGGCUGGGUUAGCCUCGGUGUGGAUACGGUGAAAAACCCGUCCGUAGCUUACUCAGGACUGGAUGCCAUCACGAUAAACGUCCGCAAUUCCCAAGAUCUGUUGAUUAUCGAUGGGACGAUCUCGGCCAUUUCAGUCUACCUGUCAUCGGGUGCUACUGCCAGCCCGUACAAUUACGUCACAAUGGUCGUACUCGUGGGAUCGCUAGCAUUUUGCACUGUAGCAAUUCGGAAAAACGGGCUGUCAUUUUCGCUGGGCUCCAUUUGGACCGAUAUUACAGCGAUCUGUACUGUGCUGGCAUUAGCCACAGCCAUUUUGAACAACUUGGUCUGGCUUUUCAGGCAUAGUAGCACGUACUUUUACAUCAUGCACGUGUAUUUGUGCUUCACGUUUACGAUGCUGACAGCCGUGUGCUUUCACUGGGGAACUGUGCUGAGUUUACGUCUACGAAAGCUGCCGAAGUUUACGACGUCUGUGGCGUUCGUUGUGCUGAACAUGCUUUUCUACGCGCUCCAGGUUUGCUACUUACUCACUUACCAGACACUGAUUUCGCGUGUGUACGACUCUGAGAACGAUAUCACGACACUCGCAUACCAGCAGUGCAAUAAAGAUGCCGACACGUCUGCUACCGUCUUUUCCGAAAUCCAAGGCUAUCUGUGGGCAUGCUACGCUGAAGAUGACCAUAGUUUUUUCCUGGCGUCUACUUCCGUCACUUAUGGCAUCUUUCUCGUGCUGACGUUUGUAGUGAUGGCAUUGGGUAUGAUGGUCAUGCGUCGUGGCAAGUUGUUGCUGGGUAAUGCGUCGGGUCCUCAUGAAGUUGUUUUGGUAAAGGCUUUGCGUCUAUACUAUACACUCAUCGGCAUCGUCACGCUCGUGUAUCUUCUCUCAUGGGUUGUUCAGAUUAUUUCGCGCACUACGCACGGGAUCGCGUACCCUUGGUUUUACAUCUUUACGGUUUGGUUGCCGUGCUCCAUUCCUCCGUGCUGUUUGAUCUUUUUGCAAUGGAAUGCUACCGCGCAGUCCCUGCGUGACGCUAGUCACGAAGUGCCCAGCGACUGCAGUCCUUUGUCGGAGUCGGCCUACGCGGAGAUCCGAACGCCCAGCUUCACGUUCAGUACAGUGGAUCGGUGGACGGAAUCUUCGUUGGAAAAGAUUGAAGGGAUUGUGGCAAGUGGAGGAGCAACUACGGUCGAUGCGUUGUCGAGUAGGCUUUCGCUGAAGAAUUCGACGAUCUCACCUACUGGCGAUUACAUCGGUCUCUCCAUGUCGCUAGAAAUGAACGAGUAUUUUCCGCAUGGCUGCUUCAUUGCCAUACAGCGAUUGGAAGUUGAAGAUGGACGAGAUAGUUUGCCGUCUGCAUGGCGGCAGAUCAGCAAUACUGAUACGGUCAUGGCAAACGUGAAGGAUUUAGGUUCAAUCGCACAGUCCCACCAACAACGAUACGUGUACACAUUCCUGUCAGUACCACGCAUCCCUGUCGGUACUUGUGCCGAAAAGAUUCGCAUGGUGGUGUAUGCGCUCAACUCAGCUCCUGUUUCCGUGAACCACGAGCAUCAUUCUGAAAUGACUGCUGCUGACGUGUUGGCUGCUAUUGAACGUACGCAAAGUAGUCGCGACUAUGACGACGACGACGGCGAUAGCCAAUACACACUGGACUCGUCGCUGGUCGAGACGGAGGCGUUUAACGGUUUCCAAAGCUCGCGGGUGAUUGACGAGCUGUUUGAGAUGGAGUCACCGGAAUCCGGGGACAUCGACUCGGGAGGAAGUAUGUCUGAGUUGAACUUAGGGUCCUGUGUGAUGCCUCAUAGUCUGAAAGUGGUCGCCGAGUUCACAGUGUCUACAAGCUCUCUAGCAACAGCAGGCGUGCGGGCUGAGCAAACGGCGCUUCUUGCUACAGAGGACUCGUACAAACACUAUGGACCGAACGCAGCGCCACCAAAGUUAUUGGUGAACACUGUGAUUCCGAAGUCGGCAGGUGCCAAAUACGGCUUUAACGGCGUUGAGGGUGGUCUCCACGCUGCGGCACCGGCCAUCAGCAAGCAGUAUCACAUUCGUGAACAAGGCUUGUUGGUGGUAGAAGACCUUGCUGAGAGCCGCUUUAGCAACUGGAUUCCUCGACAGAUCCUGGAGGUUAUCAUUCGGUACCGCACCAAAGAGCUCCUUAUUGCUGAGAGUGACCUUGCGCGUCUCGAAGCGUACGACCGUUUGCGACUGAAAGGAUCAGACCGUGGCAUCUACGAAAACCUGAUCCAGCAAAUUCAGGACGACGGAGACUUGAAUCGUUGUCGAGAGUGGAUGCUUCAACGGUGUCACGAGCGGAAGGAGUACGUCGACCUGCUCCGUCAACUCCGGCGCGUCUAUGUGCUUCGCGACCAAAGCAAAAUCUACUUCAAAGCCAGCACAGAGAAGAAGAAUGCACAGCUGCGGUUCCUCCCGAUCAACCUGCAUCUGCAAGAGAUGUGGGUUGGCAAUGCGGACGCAGUAGCACGGACGAGCAUGCGAAGCAACAACUUAUGCGACGCCAAUGCGAAUGCGGCCGUGUACGACAUCGUGACCGUGGGUGCCAUGGCCGCGCACGUGUACAAGUUCAAGAACGGCGGUAUUUUUGGUCUGGAAGAGCAGCACGCAAAGCUGAAGCCUCGAGUGCGAGUACCACAGACCUCGACGGCUGCAUGUCAGCAGCCUCCGCUUUGGACGGAAGAUGAGCAGAAAGCUGAUGGCAUGGAGUGGGCCCUUGGCAAGCGAAUGGAUGUGUGCUUCCCACAAGCCGUGGCAGCGCUGGUCACUGCCUUCACGCGCAAACUCGACUUGGCGUUGCAGCAUGCACGGCCAGAGCAAGGCCACGCCAUGCUCAAGCAGCUCAGCAAACUAGGUUUCUUAUUUAAUGUGGAGAGUUUAGUGUCGACGCACGGGAACGAAGCGGGUAUGCUGGAGGACAUGGCUGGUGCAGUGAACGAGCUGCGGAACGUUCGCUUCGUGUUGGUGACCGAGCAGGAGGGGCUCGGCGAGACGGACGAGGAGGCCAGUAGUAACAAGUCGCACCGGUCUGUCUCGUACAAUCUCGAGGAGGAAUUCAAGCACAGUCCAUCGUCAUCGGAGCCUUCCGAAGCAAGUGGCAGCAGUUCCCGACACGACACCAGCAGUGCUGAUGAAGGAAAGGGAGACCCGAAGAUGGCGCAUCGUCCAUCCAUGCGGUUGAAGUCGUCCGAGUCCGUCGUGUCGUCCAAUUCGACCAAUGUGACAGCUUGCGCUGGCAUCAGCGGCGUGAUUGACGUAGACGUGUUUACAAGCGUCGAUGACGCACUCUCUGAAACAAGCUCUGCGGACGCCGGGGAUUUCGAAAGCACCGAUCGGAGCUCCGCGGCACGGGAUCACUUGACAUCGUCUCGCUCGUCGUCGUUCAGCGGUGUUGGGCAGCGGCUGCUGAGUACGUUCAUCAAGGCGCGUAACCAUCGACUGCUCGGUGGACCUGGCGGCACGCGGAUCAACGUGCAGUCGCUCGCGCCAGCGUCGGUCGAUCGACUGUUCCCGUUCACGCAUUUGGUCAUUCGCAUCAAGCUGCGCCUUGGAAAGGGGAAGCUGACGAAAGCGCUUCGUCACGGUCGACCCAUCAAGGUAUGCCCCGUGUUGUUUACCCAAGGGAUCAACGAGAAGCAGACACUGGCGAACAACACGGGGUCGUCCGUGACCCGCCUGCAGGACGUGAUCAACGCCAAUAGUCUCAAGUCCCUGCGCAGCUACUGCGAUCGCUACUGCAACUACACGUCCGCGCGGCAAGUCCCUGCACCGGGUCAAAAGCACGGACGCCAGCGCAACAGCUCCAUGGGGUUUGCGCCUUCGACACCACAGGCUGCCGAUCCUUCGGCCGCUCCUCUCUCCCGGGACGAGAUCUACCGCAUCCUGGGCGAGCUCGAGAAGCUCAUUGGCACUGCUGGCCGACAGGCGCGCAAGAAACGGCCAGAGAUCCUGCAGCUGAGCUCGGACUUGUGUCGCCGCAUCUCGGGCGGUCGCGUGACGGUGUGCAAGUCGGCCAAAGACCGCACCGGCAUGUCGGUCACGCUGGAGCAGGGACGCAUUCUGGUCCAGAACCACGGUCUCCGCGAGCAAAAGAAGGCCGGGAUCGUCUCUGUCAUGCGUUCCGAGGGCGUGCGGAUCGAGAACGCGCUUAAAAAUACUGGCCGACGUGUGUUUGCCUUUAACGCCUUGCAGCGAUCGCUGCUGCCCGAGGAAUACCGAUGUCCGCCGCAGACAAGUGGCCGCAACGUGUCAUAG